AUGAGCGGCAUCGGCAGGGCGCUCUACAAUGUGGGCUUCUGGGUGCGCGAGACGGGUCAAGCGCUCGACCGACUCGGUCCUGGCCGUGUUGAAUCCUCUCCCGCACAAGCAACCACCGUCGCCACCCCUCUUUCUCAACUUCCCUCCCCCCUCUACUUCCCAUGCCUCCCUGUUUUUCCCCGCCCCACCCCUUCGAAUCCGCCCCCUUGUUUCCGCGUGUUCCCCCGGUAUUAUCCUCGCUUCCCGUCGUUCCCGCGCGCCGCAGUCUCGCGGCAUCGCACGAUCAUGAAUCUUUUCGACAAGCUGCCCGAGGUGCCCGCGAACGCCUUCGUGGCGCCGAGCGCGGCUGUGAUUGGCGACGUGCAGAUCGGGCAGCGAUCAUCUGUGUGGUACAACGCCAUUCUCAGAGGUAAAGCCCUCCCCAGCCACACCUUCCCUACCAUAUUCUCCCCUUUCCAUACUUUUCCUUCAACAUACCAUACCCUCCGUAUGCCAUACCUACACCUUUCCACACCUCCUCCUUACCAUACCACUUCGUUACCAUACCUCCCCCUUUCCAUACCUCUUCUUUACCAUACCUCUCGCUUACCAUACCUCUUCUUUACCAUACCUACCCCUUACCAUACCUCUUCUUUACCGUACCUCCCCCUUGCCAUACCUCCUCAUGACCGCGACGUGAACAGCAUCCGCGUGGGCGCGGACACGAACAUCCAGGACGGGUGCAUCGUGCAUGUGGCAAAGACCAACCUCGCCGGGAAGAUCCUCCCCACCAUCAUCGGCUCGCGUGUCACCGUCGGGCACAACGCGGUGCUCCACGCGUGCACGGUGGAGGACGAGGCGUUUGUAGGUAUCGGAGCCACGCUGCUUGAUGGGGUGGUGGUGGAGUCGGGUGCCAUGGUGGCUGCUGGCGCUCUCGUUGUGCAGAACACCCGCAUUCCCUCGGGACAGAUUUGGGCCGGGUCGCCAGCUAAGUUCUUCCGCACGCUGACAGCAGCAGAGCAAGCAUUCAUUGCCAAGUCAGCGGAGAGCUAUGCCAGCCUGGCAGAGGUACACGCCAAGGAGAAUGCCAAGAGCUUUGAGGAGGUGGAGGCGGAUAAGAACCAGAGGGAGGGGUGGGCCAACUACAGUGAAGACUUCGUUUCUAGUGUGGGCGCUGUUGUGGAUAAGCCGCCUGUUCCUGGUCCAGUCAAGCUGGCUUAG
Closterium sp. Naga37s-1 is the source of this 1200-nucleotide messenger RNA. NCBI's taxonomy places the organism in Eukaryota, Viridiplantae, Streptophyta, Zygnematophyceae, Desmidiales, Closteriaceae. The record is from the annotation of a GenBank genome assembly.